Seriola aureovittata is the source of this 1785-nucleotide messenger RNA. RefSeq names its product chromosome 3 C19orf67 homolog (gene c3h19orf67). The transcript has 8 exons. The record is from RefSeq and is a predicted model, not a curated record. The coding region runs from base 154 to 1215 and encodes 353 amino acids. Lineage: Eukaryota; Metazoa; Chordata; Actinopteri; Carangiformes; Carangidae.
UCAGCACGACUGUUAGUAAAAUAUUGUAACCAACAGACUGCAGCGUGGUUAGAUAUUUAACUGUCAUGUGGAUUGAUUGAGUCAACAACUGACAACUGUACAGCUCUUAUUUGAAGUUUACUAAGAAAUACCGACUUAUCUACAGCAGAAAGCAUGACAGAUAUCGAAGGCCAAAUUGAGCUCCAGCUCGAAAACUCAGCGCCCAUGCAACAAGCGUUUGGGGGCCGACUUCAAGAGGACAUGAGCGGGGAGAGGCAGUCAGACUUCAGGGAGGAGCUGGAUGAGCCGCUGUCGUUGUUGGCUGACGUUGCUCUGGCGCCACUCCGCGGUAAACAUGCAGCCUGCAGCUGUGACUGUGAGGCCUGCAGCUGCCUGGAGGUCAGACACAUGGAGAGGAGCCUCCAGUCUAUGCAGCUGCAGCUCCAGUUCCUCAUGAGCAAAGCAGAUGACCUACACAACUGCCUUGUGAAUGGACAGGGUCAUUCAGACAGAGACGCUCUUGCUGCUGCGGUACCAAGUUUCCUGUACACCUGUCAGCCUUACUUUAACCACCUGGAAUCCACAGCUAGGUCCCAGCACACCCCUCUGCCUUAUGACAUCUACACAAGGCUGCUAGACUUUUCUCAGCAGCUGUGUGACAGGUUGGAGCAGCUGGUGUUAACCUACGCCAGCCACAAUCUCCUCUGUUUAGAUGAAAGUGAGCCUAACAGUGUGUCUCACUUCUGCAUCGGUCAGAGUCAGCUCGGCCGACUGAGGCUGACAGUGUUCCGCUACUGUAAACCGACACCAUACCUGGCCCGGGUCGACACCGGCCUGUACAAACGAAUGCGAUGGAAUGUGGAGAGGCUCCGAGACGACCAGCAGCAGCAGGCAGAAGAAGAGCAGGGUGGAAACAAUGAGGAGAGGGAGGCAGAAAUAGUUGGAGACACAGAGUAUUACUUCCUGUGCUAUGAGGAUAUUCCCAACAUACAUGCAGAGGCUGAUGGCGGCAGCCAGGGCGUCUCUCAUGGUAACAUGGCAAGGAUAUGGUCCAUUGGUCAGUGGGUGCAGGUGAACCCAGAUCCCACCACAGAGGACAUCUAUGACUGGAUCAUAUGUGAUGUUCCUCAGGCCAGCUAUCAGAGGCUGCUGUUCCUGGGCAGUGAUGAGCCGUCUAGCUGCAGUGCUACAGACUACCUGCAGCAGCUGCUGUUGUCACACCAGACAAAAGACUGACGGGAAGCCCUGUAGGAGGAGCAUAUGUGCAUUAGUGCACACAUGACAUCUACCUCUAAGAUACACCUGGAUAUACAGCUCAUGGAAAGAGAUUGGACCAAUUCAGCUAAUUUCGGACGUUGGAAGUAAAUCCCGAGGAUAGUUAUUAUGAAACAACUGUAUGCCCUGUAUGUCAAGUUGAUGUGAGAUUGUAAUGUUGAACAUCUGGUUUCAAAUGCGUCUGGAGGUUGAUGUAGAAACACCUGAGCUGAAAUCACAAGUACCUCACACAAUUAUAAUACUUAAAACCUUUAACCAUAAUUGUAUUGCCUCAGUCAGAUUAUGUAAAAGUUGUUUUAUGCUGUAUACUGUGAUAAGUCUGUUGUAAGUGUAAGGUUUGCUACACACUAUUUUGUCACUUUAUUCUGUUCAGUGUGUUAAUGUUGUAAGCUUUAAAGAUUUUUAUAAGAGUUUGCAAAUAUUUUAUUAUUAUAUUUUAAGUUUUAAGAGUUUAACAUUUUUAAGAGCAUUUUGUUGUGCUGUAAAGAAGUCCAGAAGCACAAUUAAAAAAAACAUUUUAUUUACAUUAAA